Molecule: messenger RNA, 4125 nt
Organism: Eriocheir sinensis (Chinese mitten crab)
Lineage: Eukaryota; Metazoa; Arthropoda; Malacostraca; Decapoda; Varunidae
Product: hemicentin-2-like
Exons: 15
Coding region: 518-2047 (509 amino acids)
Molecular function (GO): protein binding
Source: RefSeq, a predicted model, not a curated record
CGACAAUCGGCCGGGCCGCCUGCAGCCCGCCGAGGAUCGCCACUUGGUCAAGAGUCGCCUGCUGCAGGGCCGCGCCACCUUCCGGCCGGGCCACCUGCCGGCGCUGCACAUCAAGCCGGUGGGGAGCAGCGACCAGGCCAACUAUACCUGCAGGGUAGACUUCCGGAUAGCCACGUCGCGGCGCACACACCUGAGUCUCCACGUGGUUGUGCCGCCGGAGCCGCCCGUCCUAAGGGCUGGGGGUCAGCGGGCGACGGACGGAGUGCUGGGGCCGCUGCAGGAGGGCGGCGCCUUGGAAAUCACCUGCAGCGUGGCGGGCGGCGACCCUCCGCCCUCCGUCUUGUGGAGGCGAGACGAGGAGGUCUUGGACUCCACGUCGGAGUCGCGGUCCCCAGCACUCACGGUCAACCGGCUCAGCAUCCUGCGGCUAACACGGGACUACCACAACGCCAGACUCACCUGCCUCGCUAUCAACAACAAUGUCACAAGCCCCGCCAGCGCCUCCGUCACCGUCAAAAUGAACUUGCGGCCCCUGGUGACGAGGAUAGAGGCCCCGCCCAAGUGGCUUCGGGUGGGCCGCGAGUUCGAGAUCUCGUGCGUCGUGGCGGGCAGCAGACCACACCCCAACGUGACCUGGACGCUCGGCACGCUCACCAGCCUCACGCCCCUGCCGGCGGAGACGGAGCACGGGGUCAACGUGAGCACUUCGCGCGUCAAAGUGGUCGCCUCCCGCCGCCACCACGGCCAGCGUCUCACCUGCACCGCCGUCAACCCGCUCGUCCCCAGCGCUGGACUCUCAGACUCCACGCUCCUCAACGUCACCUACCCGCCCGUGGCCACAAUGGAGCUUGGUCGCGGCGUGUCCUCGAUCGUGAAGGAGGGCGAGGACGUCUACUUUAACUGUAACGUGGAUUCCAACCCGCCGACCUACAAGAUAUCGUGGUUCAGGAGGAGCCAGGCCAUCCUGCACCACCCCGCGCAAGGCAUCCUGCUCAGCGGUAACAGCCUGGCCCUGCGCGGCAUCACCAGGCACCAGGCGGGGCCUUACACCUGCUCCGCCUCCAACGUCGAGGGGGAUGCCCACAGCCCCCCACUCACCCUCCACGUCAACUACGCCCCGGUGUGCGCGGCGGGCGGGGCGGGGCGGGUGCUGGCGGCGGGGCUGGAGCAGCAGGUGAACGUGACCUGCCAGGUGGAGGCGGCGCCGUCCGCGGUGAGGUACUCUUGGGUGUUCAACAACUCGCUCACCUCACACCGGCUGCCCGGCGACCAGGUCUUCAUCACGCCAGACGGAGGCAGCGCCGUGCAGUUCGUGGCCCACACCCACCAGGACUACGGGACGCUGCAGUGCUGGGCCCAGAACCACGUGGGGAAGAUGACCCAGCCCUGCCUCUUCCACGUGGUGCCCGCAAGUCGCCCCGAGCAGCCUGCGCGAUGCCUCGUGGUGAACAAGACCUAUAACUCACUGGUGGUGGAAUGCACGCCUAGGUUUGACGGCGGCCUGCAGCAGGUCUUCAUUGCCAAGGUGUUCGAGGCGGUGACGGGCCGGGGACAGGUGAAUGUGACCUCCGAGUCCCCGACCUUCACCCUGGAGGGCCUCACGCCUGGCCUCGACUACAUCAUCCAGGUGACGGCGAGGAACAAGCUGGGCAGCUCUGAUCCCGUGAAGCUGGAGGCGCUCACCUACAAGAUGGCCGAGAACAGGAUGAGGGACGAGCAGGGCGAUGAAGGCGUCGGCGGCGGGGGUGACCCUGGCGGUGGUCUGCUGCUGGUGAGCCUUGUGGUGGCGGCCGCUGUGGUGACGGUGGCGGCGGCGGUGGGCCUGGCUGGGCGCUGCCUCUGGGCGCGGCGGCACGACAGAGAUCUGAUUACCGGUGGAAACAGGAGCACAAGAGGCUACUCGGCGCCGCCUGAGAGGCACAGCGAACGGCUCUCAGGUGAGGACGCAACAGCCACAGAUGACGACGACGUCCACUUCGAGGUUCCAUCGAUCAGUCUUGAGGCGCACCUCGAGCCGGAAACGCGCGUUGCGGAAAACGCCCUCUAACGCCCCCGCCCGCCAGCAGCUCAGCGCCUCAGCCCACCUCAGCUCAGUCCAUGUUCACCCGUUUGAUCCCGAGACCUCUUAUCCUUGUAUAUACCUCCACUACCUCCAUUCCUUUAACCUUCCCUUCCUCCUUCCCGACGUGCAACAACCCAGCUUUGCUCAACCCUUCACCCCUAUGAUCCCGGGGGUGGUUGACACCUCUUCUCCAGCACCGCCAUCCCUUCAACUCACCAUCCUCCAUUUCUUCCCGAUAUGCAGUAACCCGGCUCAGCUCAGGCCAUGUUUACCCUCGAACCCCAAGUCCUGACCACACUUACACCCUCACUACCUUCACGUCUUCUAUCUCCCUCCGUCUCUCACUACUUCUUUCUCUCCCUCACUCACUCUCUUUUCGAUUUGCAGUAAACACAUCCUUUUGGUUCUCACGUGACAGUCGGUGAGUUAUGUAAAAAUCUGGAUACGUACUUUGGGCUCAUUAAUAAGCGCAGCCGCAAUGUUCACCUCCGUCUCCAAGGCCUCUGUCUAUGUUUGGUAGUGCUGUUAUUUAUCCAGGAUGUUUUGGGUGUAAGAAUGCGUCAUCAUUUUCAUACUAGGUAUUUCUUCUAUGUGUCUUCAGAGGCAUCAAUGGAAAGGUGCGAUGAGUAGCUACACUCAGGGUUCGAACCGCGGUUUGAGCGAAUUAGUGGUUCAGUGACCAAAAACAUUAAUCAGUUUACCAACGAGACUAGGGUAUUCAGGUCAAAUAUUUAUCGCCAUAGAUCAACCCUAAAGUACCAGUCAGUAGCCAUUUUAUUUAUUGGUCAGUCAAUCAGUCAAUCAAUGUUCACAGCUGAGCGCCUUGCAUUGAGCUGACUGAGCUCCCGAGCCGUGGCUGCGUCAGGCCCGGCUGCUCCCUCCGACAGUUUUGUGUUCCCCUCUGCCUGACGAACCACCAGCAGCUGUUCCGAACUUUUUGUAAUGACCCGCUACAAUCCAUCCCUUGUUAAUGGCCAGUCGAUGAGUUAGCAGAAUAAUGAAAUAUACACUUAUUAAAGUUAUUGACAUUUUUUUAUUGUCUGUGUGCGUCCUUGAUUCAUACACGUUCGGAACACAGGAAGCAUUUGUCCACUGCAUUUACUGGUUAGAAAAUAGCUUUGAAAUACAGAAGUACUCGUUUAUUAUUCCUUCGUCCUAUUAUUUUACACAACGCGGCAUUGCUUGAAUAUUUAGUUUUAAACUUUUUUUUUUUUCAAUAUCUCUGGACUGACAAUGCCCUCACGGUGGCGGUGAUGCAGGAGAAUGUAUUUAUAUCUAAAUUUUAUUCGUUCCAUUAUUUAUAAUCUGUGCCAUGUGUAUUAGCCUGGUGAGGCCGUGCCGCGAAUGAUCGAGAGAGGUGAAUACGUUUUACUGCAGAAACGACUCUCCACCCACCCCCUUUCCAUCACCCUCCCUCCUUCACAGUCCUUCCCUCCCUUCCCUCCGACAAGCAGCCUCUCCUCCGCCCCACCCCUCCUGCUCUCCCUCCCAGCCCUGACAAGGCGUCGCUCCUCACUCUCAUUCCCCUCCCUCCUAGUCCUUCCGUCCCUCCCUUCCUCCCCUACCCCUCUCUCCCUUCCUGACUUCUACCCGUCCCUCUCCGUCUUGUUGCUGAAGAGCCGACAAACAGUUACUCCUCCUCCCUUCCUUCCCCACACCCCCCCUUUUCCCUCCUAUCCUCUCCUUGCCUCCCUUUGUUCCCUCCCCGCCUCGUUGCCCAGCAUUACGAUCCUCGUGACUGCCAACACAACACAAAUGGGUAAAUUUGUGCAGAUAGUUGCUCUCCCGCUUUCCCUCCUGCCGCCUCGUUAUCUCCCUCUCAUCCCUUGGCCUGCUCACCUGCAUCCCUUCCCGCCAGUCCACCCUUCCCUCACUCCUCUACGAUCAUCAUUUCAGUUGUUAGUGUCCGCCAUAAUGUAAAUAUCGGAUAUUUAUUAGUCGAGUUACGUGUAAUGUAUAUGUAGCUGUGAUAAGAGUCUUUAUAUGUAACACAAAUGGCGUCUAUUUUUACAGUCGACAUGAUACUAUGUUUUGUGUCCAUGUAUGAAGUGCUCGACAAUAAA